AUUUAUUUACUUUGGAGGGGGUAGUAGUAUAAAUGUCAUUUAUAAAGCUACCUAAAAAAUUAAAAAAUUCUGUACCUGGGACACAUUUUUUUUCUUUUUUUCUGAAUUAAUUUUUAAGUAGACUUUUAAUAUAAAGGGUUUAUUUAAUUGGCUGGGUUGCAAAAGGCUUCCUUGCAAAGUUUUAAAACUUUUGCUCACUUUGGUCCCGUAAAAGAAAGCAAAGUAUGCUUUGAAAAUACAGCUGAGAUGUAAGAAAGUGCAGGGAGGACGUUGGCAAAGGCAGAAGAGCUUGGCAGAAGAUGGGGAUGGAUGUCAAAUACCUGAAGGAACGCAUAGGAAGAUGUUUGGCUGAGGGACUUGCGGAAGCAGCGGAUCGUCGGCCUGCGGACCCAAUCGAUUUCCUGGCACACUUUAUUUACAACUACAAGAACAGAUUAAAUGAAGAAGAAAAGAGGAGGGUAGAGAGGGCCGAGCUGGAACGUGAGCAUGAAGAAGCCCUUGCAGAAGCGAAGAGGAUACAAAAGCUAAAAGCAGAAGAGCUCCUGGUUGCCAAGAAAUUUGAAAAACAGGAGCAGAUCAUUAAAGAGCAGCAAUCCAAGAAGACAAUUGCGGAGUUAUCUGGGAAGGAUGGAGUACCAAUUCUGCAGAGUAUUGAAGAAACUGACAAAAAUCAUAUAAAUGAAAAGAGAACAGAAGAGAAGGAUGUGAGGAUUCCAGAAAAACAUGAAACUACUGCUGAGUCAAAGAAAGAAACCUUAGAAGACAAAUUGGAUCAAGGUUACAUCAGUGUUGUAAAGGCUGAAUUGGGUGAGACACCUGGGGAAGAGAAUACCAGCACAACUCUCCAGGCAGGCUUGACAGAGAUAACCAUGGAUGAAGAUUUUAAUCGGAUUCCGCAGGAGAUGAUGGAUGACGGAGGUGAAAGCCGGUUGGAACAUGAUGAAGUAAAUCAGAAUGAACAUGAUACAGAAACAGAAGAUGACACGGAAGAUGAAGAAGCCACUCCAGAUGAGGAAUCCAAAUCCAGUCAAGAGCUGAAUUUGGAGUAACAGUGCAAUCCUAACCAUGUUUACUCAGAAUUAAGUCCCACUGAGUUCAGCAGGACUUUCUCACAAGAUGUGCAUAGGACUGUGACCAAAAAAUGAAAGCAGCAGCUUCUGAGUUGGUUUAGAUUCUUCCCUUUCUCUAACUUGCAGUCUUCUGGGGUGGAUGAUCAAGGUGUUUCUACUACAGUUGUUGAUUUCAGUAGAACUAAACCGCAAGAGUCCUUUAAACUUUGACAUUUUCAUAUUAGGGAAAAGGUCAUGCAAAUAAAUUUCAGGUCUAGA
Molecule: messenger RNA, 1328 nt
Organism: Podarcis raffonei (Aeolian wall lizard)
Lineage: Eukaryota; Metazoa; Chordata; Lepidosauria; Squamata; Lacertidae
Product: DPY30 domain-containing protein 1-like
Exons: 6
Coding region: 300-1049 (249 amino acids)
Cellular component (GO): Set1C/COMPASS complex
Source: RefSeq, a predicted model, not a curated record